This is a messenger RNA of Pestalotiopsis fici W106-1, 1395 nucleotides long. RefSeq names its product kinetochore protein nuf-2. Gene Ontology annotation, molecular function: protein-containing complex binding. NCBI's taxonomy places the organism in Eukaryota, Fungi, Ascomycota, Sordariomycetes, Amphisphaeriales, Sporocadaceae. The record is from RefSeq and is a predicted model, not a curated record. Gene Ontology annotation, cellular component: Ndc80 complex; kinetochore. Gene Ontology annotation, biological process: mitotic spindle organization; attachment of mitotic spindle microtubules to kinetochore; meiotic chromosome segregation. The transcript is spliced from 2 exons. Bases 1 to 1395 code for a protein of 464 amino acids.
AUGUCGUUCAACCCGCGCAUGUCGAUAAUACCGGCGUCGCAAACAUCGUCGCGCACACAGCGCAAGAAGGAGGAGGAAGCCGACGCCUUCAUGCGCCUCCCCGACAAAGAGAUUGUAGGAUGUAUCACCGAUAUUGGCAUCCCCUUCACCGUGGCCGACCUGGCAAAACCCAAUCCAGUGCAGGUCCAGAUGAUAUUUGAGUGGUUCGCAGAGCUCCUCCUCAAUGCAACACGCGAGACCAUCGAGCCCGCUAUGCACGCUGCAGCUCAAGAUUUCUAUGGGGAUUACCCUGAUGUGAUAUCACCAGAUACUAGGAAUUUGAUGGGAUUCUAUGUCAGCCUGCGCCGUCUGCUGCAGGAGUGCGGCAUCAACGAUUUCAGCUUCACGGACCUAUACAAGCCAUCGCGCGAGAGACUGGUCAAGAUUUUCAGCUACUUGAUCAACUUUGUGCGUUUCCGAGAGAGUCAGACACAAGUCAUCGACGAGCAUUUCGACAAGGCUGAGAAAACAAAGGCGCGCAUCGAGACUCUGUACCAGGACAACCAGGACAUGGAGGCACGCCUAAACGAGAUGAAGCACAACCGAAAAGCUAUGGAGGCGCAGGUCCGCGAGAAAAACGCGAGGAACGAAGAGUUGAAGAAGAACUUGUUGGAACUGCGACGAAACCAAGAAAAGGUCGCCGCCAGGCUUGAAGAAGCCAAGGAGAAAAAGGGAGAGCUGGCGCAAAGAUUGGAACAGAAGACUGCCGAGAAGCUCCAUUUGAAGCAGGAAAGCGCAAAAUUGAGACCAUAUACACUUCAGAGCCCGAUCGCCUUGCAAAACAGCUUGUCAGAACUCAACAGCACGUUGCACGCGGACAAGCAACAUAUUGAGUCACUCGAGAGGCGAGCGAGAGCACUGCAAACUUCCACGGACUCAUUCACAGUUGUGGCAGCAGAUGUCGCUUCCUGCAUCAAGACAUUGGACGAGAUUGCCGACGAAUUGGCAAAGGAAGAGGAGGAGAACAAGAGGAACGCCAGGCAACGGGAUACCCUCACGGAUCGGGGGAAAAACGCCAAAGACAUUGAGCGCCAACAGCAUCUCCUCGAGAGACAGCUGGCAAAAUGGAGCGAACGUACUGAAAAGCUCCGAGAUCAAAGCAGAGAGAAGGCUCAAGAAGCUAAAGCAAAGAUGGAGGAAUUACGCGAUUUGCACAAGAAUCUUACAGAAGAGCGGGCCACAAAAGGCACAGAGAUUGAGAGGCGGCGUGUUCGAAUCGAGCAGACUGAGAAAAAGAUGUUGGACUUGAAGGAGAAUGUCGAAAAUGAAGUACGCGCUGCCCAAGACGAGUAUCUGAAGAUGGAGGCCCACAUCAAGCUGUACAUCACAGAGAUGGAUCAGGCUAUCUCAGCCUGA